AUGGAAAGAAAAUAAAACUUAAAAAGUCCAAGGACAUCUUAACCUACUCCAAGAGAAAUAUUCAGCCAAUAAAAAUCUAAAGGAUUGUUUAUUAAUAAGAAAGAUUAUUAAACUAAUUAAUCUACAGGUUUGCUAACUACACUAAGGCAUCAAAGCCCCCAAUCAGUUACCUAGUCAACUCAGAAACCAGAUUCAAGGUUGCAUAAGUCUUACAACAAAUCUAUACCUAGUUAGCUUAAUGACAGUGGGGCUAAGAAAUUAAAUCAAACAGUGAAUAUGAAUGUAUAGCAAAUGCUCAAAAUCAUAAAAAACAAAUAUCAAUAAAAGCAGCUUCCAACAGAUGAAUCGAUAGAGCUCUCUCCAGAGAAAACAAAACAGGAUGAACUUCAGGAAUCCUUGAAUGACACUCCAAGAUCCUCGAUUGGUCAAGUAAGAGUGCAUAAUCGCACCCCUUCAUAUCAUUAAAGUAAUCAAGAAGAAUACGAUUUUGAGGACAGUAUAUUUAAGAGUAAACUACAUUCGAUUAAAACUAUCAGACAGGAUCACAAGAGUAUUAAAAUUAUAGGAGGCCGGACCAUGAUUCACUUAGCACAGAAUGACAAAUAAAAUGGAAGUUAACUAAUGGAUAGUCUAGAUUUAGACCAUCUAAAGUACGAAGGAAAAGGGUUUUAGGAGACAGAAAGUAGUAUAGGAAGUGAAUGCAACCUUUCAAUAAUAAAUAGUAGUGUCAAUCAAGAGUCGCAUCCUUAAAUAGCAUAUUGGAGUAAUUAUAAUAAAACACCAACCACAAGUGGAAUUAAAGAUUACUCUAAUAACUCAAGAAACAAUAGUUCAUAAAAGAAGAAUAAUUUUUCAGAUAGAAUGCAAAUAGAAAAUCAAAAAAAUAUCGCCCACAAGGUUUAAAAUAAAAAGUAAAAGAUUAUAAAAGAGGAGUUCAAAUAAACUCAGGGGAGUUCCUCGUAAGAAAAGUUUAAAAUAAAUACUUUGAAUUUGAAAAAAUUUUGGGAAAAUCAGUAAACUAAUAACACCAACCCUACAGGGAGUAGUUAUCAUACGCAAUAAAAUACUGUUAUAUCAUAGCAUCUAAAUUCUAAAAGUGAUCAAAGAUAAGUUCUAAGUAAGAUCAAUGAGGGAGUUGUUAUACAUAAAUUCAAACUUAAAAACCCUUAGAAAAUAACUGAAUCAUAAUUAAUGAAAAUGAUCAAUCAAGUCAAUCCAAUGGGUCUUUUUAGCUUAAAGGAUAUCAAGUAUAAGUUUAAAAAUAGUGUAAAGAGCUAAGUAAUAGUAAGACUCAAGGGCUAGAUCGAUGGAAUAUAAAAUAGCAUGAUUUAUAACAAGUUGAUGUCUGUCUGUGAAUCAAUAGAAUAUUCCCAAGAAUAGAAGCAUCAGAUAUGA
Stylonychia lemnae is the source of this 1395-nucleotide messenger RNA. The record is from the annotation of a GenBank genome assembly. NCBI's taxonomy places the organism in Eukaryota, Ciliophora, Spirotrichea, Sporadotrichida, Oxytrichidae.